AUGUUCGGUCGACAAGGGUCCGGACGCAAGUCGGAUGAUACCAAGCUGUACGAUGUGCUCGGGGUGAGUAAGAGCGCGACGCCGGCGGAGAUCAAAAAGGCGUACCGCAAGAUGGCGGUGAAACAUCACCCGGAUAAAGGCGGGGAUGAACACGUGUUCAAGGAAAUCUCGGCGGCGUAUGAAGUGUUGAGCGAUGAGAAUAAACGGGCGAUGUACGAUCAGUACGGUGAGGAGGCGCUGAAGGAUGGCGGGAUGGGCGGCGGCGGAGGGGGGUCGCCGUUUGACAUUUUUGAAGCCAUGUUCGGCGGGAACCCGUUUGGGGGACCGGGCGGUGGACGCGGCGGUGGACGCUCUCGCGUGCGAAAGGGCGAAGAUGUCGUGCACGCGCUUAACCUUAGUUUGGAGGAGUUAUACGGCGGCGUGACGAAGAAGCUGAGCUUGUCUAAGAACAUCAUCUGCCCAAAGUGCGACGGUAAGGGGAGCAAGUCGGGGGCGAGCGGCACGUGUAACGGCUGCCGAGGCGCCGGCGUCAAGGUUGUCGUUCGACAGAUCGCUCCGGGCAUGGUACAGCAGAUGCAAACCGUCUGUAACGACUGCCGAGGCACCGGACAGACGAUCAGCGAGAAGGACAAGUGCGAGCAGUGCCGCGCCGCUAAGGUUGUGCAAGAGAAGAAGGUUCUCGAAGUGCACAUCGAAAAGGGCAUGAGACACAACCAAAAGAUUGCUUUCCAAGGCGAAGCGGAUGAAGCGCCGGACACGGUCCCGGGCGACAUUAUCUUUGUCGUCCAACAAAAGGACCACGCGGUUUUCUCUCGCAAGGGAGACGAUUUAUUCAUGGAGAAGGAAAUUACCCUCGUCGAGGCUUUGUGCGGUAUGAAGAUGACCGUCGAUCACCUCGACGGACGUCAGCUCGUCGUCACCACAGCCGAGGGCGAGGUCAUCAAACCUGGCCAGGUUAAGGCGGUUUACGACGAGGGCAUGCCCAAGGCUGGCAACCCUUUCCAAAAGGGACGUCUCUUCAUCCACUUCACCGUCAAGUUCCCGGUGUCGGGUGAUUUGUCCGAUGACGCUCUCGCCGCGCUCGAAAAGCUUUUGCCGCCGCGUCCGGAGCUCAGCAUCAACAUGGAGAGCGAAAAUGUCGAGGAAGUUACCAUGCACGAGGUCGACAUGGAGCAAGAGAAGCGCCGACGCGAGCACGAGCACAAGCACAGUCGCCAAUACGAGGAUUCCGACGACGAAGGCGCCGGCGGUCCGGGCGUGCAAUGCGCUCAGCAAUAA
This is a messenger RNA of Ostreococcus tauri, 1278 nucleotides long. RefSeq names its product Heat shock protein DnaJ, cysteine-rich domain. NCBI's taxonomy places the organism in Eukaryota, Viridiplantae, Chlorophyta, Mamiellophyceae, Mamiellales, Bathycoccaceae. Gene Ontology annotation, biological process: protein refolding; response to heat. The record is from RefSeq and is a predicted model, not a curated record. The transcript is spliced from 2 exons. Bases 1 to 1278 code for a protein of 425 amino acids. Gene Ontology annotation, cellular component: cytosol; cytoplasm. Gene Ontology annotation, molecular function: ATP binding; Hsp70 protein binding.